Molecule: messenger RNA, 1059 nt
Organism: Coniophora puteana RWD-64-598 SS2
Lineage: Eukaryota; Fungi; Basidiomycota; Agaricomycetes; Boletales; Coniophoraceae
Product: SPRY-domain-containing protein
Exons: 2
Molecular function (GO): protein binding
Source: RefSeq, a predicted model, not a curated record
AUGUCCCAAGACGACCCACACCAGCCCCCAGAUGCCCUUCUCUUUAUCCUCCCCCUCCUCAUCGUCCUCUCCACCUUCCUCUUCAUCCUCCUUCUCUUCCUCGUAUGUGUCAUAUUCAUCCGCAGGCGCCGCGGCAUCGUCCUCCGCGACUCAGACGGCCCAGUCGACAUGUCGCGGGAGGACCUCAUAGACGCAGACGGUGGUUUCGAAGGUCUCGAGUCAAGAUGGCUCGAGUCGGUCCCAGACCUCUCUCGCAGAGCCUACUUGAGAGCCAAAGACUAUCAACUCCAAUAUCCCCCCAACUCCCAGCCAACCGACAUCACCCUCUCCCAGUUUCUCUCCAUCCAAGAGAAAGGCGUAUCAGCCUGGUCCUUUGAGCCCGACUAUGAGACUCUCAACUCUCUUCUUGUUCACGCCCGCACCGAGAUCACAUUCUUGCCCGACCCAGCCUCUGCUUCUUGCGUUCAGUCGAACCUUCCCUUGCCGAAACUCAACGAAGUUUACUACUGGGAGGUCAAGAUGUUCGAUCUUCCCGAAUCUACCAACGUCGCCGUGGGACUCGCCACUAAACCCUACCCUUCCUUCCGUCUUCCGGGUCACAGCCGACACUCGGUCGCAUAUCACUCCAAUGGCGACAAAUCCUUCAAUUAUCCCUUUACGGCCGCCACCUUUGGACCCCCAUUGAAGGAAGGCGAUGUCUUGGGCAUCGGGUAUCGCCCUCGCUCUGGCACUGUCUUCUUCACCCGAAACGGUCGCAAACUCGAGGACGCGUUUGUUGGCCUCACCCGCCACAAUCUCUUUCCCACCAUAGGCGCCGAUGGUCCCUGUAGUGUUCAUGUCAAUCUGGGCCAAGCUGGUUUCGUGUUCAUUGAGGCAAACGUCAAGAAAUGGGGCCUCGCUCCCAGUGUGGGAACUCUCGCACCCCCUCCAGCCUAUGGCAGCGAGCGAGGCAGUAUCCUUCUUGAUGUGGGCGGUGGAAAUCGGCCGCAUGAAGGAUCAUAUUUGCAGGGCAGCCCAGGCGCAUCGUCUGCCCCAAUAUCGAGGCGCUCGCACAGGUCC